AUUAAGAUAUCUUAAGACGCAGAGAGAGAGAGAGAGGAGAGAAACCGCAUUCACUUCAAUUGAGUCUCAGUGAUGCAAACUAAACACUAGAUACUAUAUAACUAUUGGGGAUAAAGGAGACCUUCUGCUCACGCCACCUCUAGCCUGACGAAGCCCCUGAUGAAGUCAAAGGAAGACCAAUCCAUGCCAUGCUGGGAUAUACUGUGGAACCUCAUGAUGUAUUCAUUAUGAGUCCUCAUCUCCACCACACCCCAGCUAAAAAAAAAUCCUCCUUUUAGAACAUUUCUUGGUGGUACCAUCAGAAAUGUCCUCCUUAAGUGGAAAAGUCCAAACAGUUUUGGGCCUUGUAGAGCCAAGCAAACUGGGCCGCACCCUGACCCAUGAACACUUGGCCAUGAGCUUUGAAUGCUGUUACUGUCCACCUCCCCCGUGCCAGGAAGCUAUUGCCAAAGAACCUAUCAUGAUGAAAAAUUUAUAUUGGAUUCAGAAAAACGCCUAUUCCCAUAAAGAAAACCUUCAGUUGAAUCAGGAGACAGAAGCCAUAAAGGAAGAAUUGUUGUAUUUUAAAGCUAAUGGUGGAGGGGCUUUGGUGGAAAACACAACCACUGGGAUUAACCGAGACACACAGAUGUUGAAGAGGCUUGCAGAAGAGACUGGCGUCCAUAUCAUAUCCGGAGCCGGGUUUUAUGUGGAUGCAACUCACUCCUCAGAGACCAGAGCCAUGUCAGUGGAGCAGCUUACAGAUGUCCUUAUGAAUGAAAUUCUCCAUGGAGCUGAUGGAACCAGUAUUAAGUGUGGGGUUAUUGGAGAAAUUGGUUGUUCCUGGCCUUUGACUGAGAGUGAAAAAAAGGUUCUCCAGGCCACAGCUCAUGCCCAGGCUCAGCUUGGUUGUCCUGUUAUUAUCCAUCCUGGACGGAGCUCCAGGGCACCAUUUCAGAUUAUCCGAAUAUUGCAAGAAGCAGGUGCAGACAUCUCUAAAACAGUCAUGUCACAUCUGGAUAGGACUAUACUUGAUAAGAAGGAGCUCUUGGAGUUUGCUCAACUUGGCUGCUACUUGGAAUAUGACCUCUUCGGUACUGAACUACUUCAUUACCAACUCUGCCCAGAUAUUGACAUGCCUGAUGAUAACAAAAGAAUUAGAAGGGUGCGUCUCCUGGUGGAGGAGGGUUAUGAAGAUCGAAUUCUGGUAGCACAUGACAUACAUACGAAAACCCGGCUGAUGAAAUAUGGAGGUCACGGCUAUUCUCAUAUACUCACCAACGUUGUUCCUAAAAUGUUACUGAGAGGUAUAACUGAGAAUGUGCUCGAUAAGAUUCUAAUAGAGAACCCUAAGCAAUGGCUAACUUUCAAAUAGGAUGGUUGCUUAUGAAUUCGCACCUUGCGUGUAAAACUGGCGGAGAACAUUCAGCGAUUUCCAGUCCACUGAGAGCUAUUAAUCAGUUACCUAGGACUAAUGAGGGAUCAUUUCCUUCUGACGAGAAGUAGGAGGGUUUGCCUUCUCUGAGACCAGCUAUUACACCUGUGCCUCUAGGGAGUUACUCAGCCUAAUUGAGCCCUAUUAUUUUGCCUUAACAAAAUAAAUACAGAAGUACGUAUUUCUAAACAAUGAUUUAAAGUCUAUAUCCCCUAAGCUGAGCUGUUGUUUUUCUCCCUAAUCUACCAGCUGCACUACUUCAGAAAAUGUAAAGUGUUUCUAGUUGAAUUAUUCCCUUCUUGAGCGAUCUAAUGUUUCUUGUAAUAUUGAUGAUCCUACUAAUUAUCCUGCUGUUCUUUAAUUAAUGCUUAAUGAAUAAUAUGGCACUUUAAAAUAGCUUCUUCAACAAGGGAAGUUACAUUUUGAGACUUUUUCCCCAAAGGAUACUGACUGUAAUACGAUUACCAAUUCACAAUGAUAAAAAUAUUUUGAAAGGUUAAUUUUAUGCUGUCCACCUAUCUAUAUAUUCUUCUAAUAAAAUGGUUUUGAUAUCUUUGGCUUUCUGGUAUCUAUUUUUGCCGUAAAUUUUGCUGUUUUGCAACCUUUGUGUAAGAACACAUAACACUACUGAAUUAUAAAAAUUCAAUCAUAAAAGUCAAAAUAUAUUACAUAAUAUAGUUUAAUGAAUCAUUACAUUUAUAAUAACAAAGGCCACAAUUUAAUUAACUGAUAAGAUAUAAUGCAAAAAAAAGGAGAAAUGUUUGCCUUAUAUAUAUUCCCUUUAUUUCCUUUACCUUGUGUUUUUCCUUGGACCUAAACAGAGAAAAUAAUGCUUAUUUAUCUGAAGAAAAGGUCAGAUCUAUUGGAAAUGACAGCCUGAUACUAGAGCCUCCUCUUUAAAAGGUAUCCAGCCGUGAUAUUUUGUGUAAAUAAAGCAUUUUUAAAAACUCUUAGUUAAAACACUUAGGUGAUGGCCACUGCUGCUUAUAAAUUCAUCUUUUGGUUGAAUCUUCACUAUGCUAUUUGGCACCUAAAAAUAUUCUCCAAACCCUUGCUGCCAAUUCCUCUUUGAUAAAUAUAUAGUUAAUUCGAAAUAAAAUCCAUUGUGAUUCAUUUAUGAGUUAUCUUACAUAUCACAAAGGCCAAUUAGAAUUUGUCCUUAUUCUUGAUGAAAAGUUUGUUUUUAAUCAUAAAAAUCGUGACAGUUACUCAGACGCAGGCAUUUCAGCAGAGCUACCACCACCUUCAGAUAGGCACACCAUGCAUAACUCUUGGGAAGUUGAGCUUUACUAAAUAAAAGAUAUUUUGGCUGAUCAGAGAUGUUCAAGCUUUCUGUGUAUUGGAACAGAAAGUAACAAAGAGGAAUGAGCCAGGAGAACAAAUUAAUUCCUUUAUAUAAAAAAAAAUGCAAGUGUCCUUCACCAGUAAAGGAAGCAAAUUUUUAAAAUUUCUGUUUUUGAAAUCUACUUGUCAAAGAGUUUUCAAAGGCAAUGAAAGGGGAACAGAUUUUUCAUUGUAAUAGUGGAAGUUGUGUGAUAGUUAGGAGAUAUCAACAUGCAUUUUUAAUCUUUUCCUUAGAUGAAAGAGAUGGCUUUUGGCAGUGUGUUCUAACCAGCAAGAAAAGAUUUGUAUUACUCUCCAAAUCUACUGUACUGUCAGCUUCAGUCCACCUGAGAAAAAAGAAAAAAAAUUGAUAGCUCAAAUGCAUAUAAUUCAUAAACACUGCAAAGGAGAGCCACUUGGUAUCUGCAGUCCUCAUAUCAAUAAUCUGUCACAGAAUGCAGUUAAAGUAUUGAUUGGCAUAUGGUAAUACAACAACCAUAGCCUUAACUUACAGACCUGUAAAAUAAAGGGCAUUUUUACCUAAUACAAUUAAUUUUCUAGAUAACUCUUAAAGAGAAGUUGUUUUAACUCUUUUUGCUACUCCAUAUAUUGUCAUUCAAAAUAUAUUUUAACCCAAAAUAAGUUAAAUAAUUUAUGCAUGUUUGUGUGUUUAUAUAUGCAUAUACUUUUUUAUAUUAAAAUUUUGAGGCUAUACAGCCACUGUGACCUAUGGAAUAAAGCCAUAUAUAUAUGUUUUAUAUGUAUAUGUUUUAUAUGUAUAUAAAACAUUUCAUCUAACAUAUAUAUGUGUGUGUGAGUAUAUGUGUGUGUGUUUAGCAGAUAUUUGUAUAAAAUAUAAACACUAUUGUCAUAUUGGUUAUAUGUGAAAUUGUUAAUUUUGAAAUAACCUCAGGCCACAGACUUGUAGUAACCAUUUGAAGGCCUCACCUAGUGUCCCCUUGGUGACAUCUGCAGCAGCUCAAAUUAAACCUUUGUGCAUUGGGUUGUGAAUAAUCUUUUGUUCCAAAGAUGGCAAAAGCCUCGGCUUGAUUUGAUACUAAAGAAUAAAUUUCUCUGACUUUCCCAGUGAAUCUAAAUGUAUUCAGUUGACAAAAUGGACACAUAAGGGCUUUUUCUAAAUACCGCACAUAAUUACACAUUUUCACACUUAGAGGGUAAUCCUAUGAUACACUGUCAAUCUCUAUUUUUAAAGACUAUCACCAGAAAAGAGAGAAAAGAAAAUUCAUAUAAGAAAAAGAAAAUGUGAAAAUGAUCAUAGGCUUGGGAAUUCCCUCAAAUCCAGAAAAUUCCAGGUUAAGGCUUGAAGUAGAAUCAUUCCCAGGUCUAGCUCUAAAGUUAACAAGAGUACAAGGCAAACAAUUUCUUUGGGGACAAGCAGCAUUAUUUCAAUUAGACCUUCUCCUGCAGGGUAAAAAUCAUUCUUCCCCACGCUAUGAAUGGACUCCAAGUAUCAUAAUAAGCAGGUAAACUCACAAGAACCAAAGCCGACAUAUGGAUAAAAGCAGCAAGAUCACAGUACACCAAAGUAUCAUAUAUAUUGAAGAAAUAAUUCAAUGUCUUAGAUUUGUCUAUAAAAAUUUGUGAUCUAUAUAGGACUUCAUUCACAUGGACACUAACGAUAAGGAGUAUUUGCUUUGGCGGUAGUGGAUCACACAUCUGCUUAUCUUGCUUUGAUAUUUUUUACAUGAUGUUUCUGAGUAAUACAGAUGUGAGUCAGGUAGCAUUUGAUUUCCCCACAUAUACACAACCGAGGUGCCCUGCCAUUGGCAUCCCCUGGGAUCCUUGAUUCACUGACGUUAGCCAUACGCAUCCAGUGUUCAAACUCAGAAUGAUAAGCUUAGUCUCUGCAUUAUCAGUCAGCGUAAAUAAUAAAUCCAGAAAACGUGCUGUAUUUGUUGUUGUUCCCUCCAUGGGCUUUCCCGCCAUCUAAUUUGAUAUAGACUUCGUCUCCCGGCUCCAAAUGAAGAACCACACUGUUACUGGCAUAGUCGUAAUUCUGAUCAGCAUCCUGGGCAAUUGCGCUAGCACGCACCUAUGUGAAACAGACAAGAAUUAGGAUGCGUAAAUGAGAAUUCUCAAGUUUUCUUUUUGCCAUUCAUGCAGCAUCACAAGCUGACUUGCUGCCCUAGCACAGAAUUUAGCGUAGGAAAGUCCAUGUUGACCUCAGAGCUUUAUGAGAAUAGUGCUGUGGCAGUUUCAGCUACAUUGGUGAGAAGGAGGACAGAAAGGGACAAAAUAGUGCUUCAGUGGGGACGAUUCUGGCAGUCUUCUCUAACUCCACAUUCUAAACUAUGCGUACAAUUUAUCAUCUUCCUGUAUCACUUGUUUUUCUAACUCCUUCAAUCCCUAUGCCCAAUCACAUUUUGAAAUGAAACUAAUAGUAUUUUUUUUUGCGUUUUAGUUUAAGCCAAAUAGCAAUAUUCUAAUCAGCUGUUGAUGAGUACAGAAGUUCAAGUCUAAGUUCAGCUGUUCACCACAAUUAUUAGAAAACUGAGCAGGUGUAACCACAAAAACCUACGAAUGCAUUAGAGUGAUUCCACAGACUGAAAGGUUACCCUCACUGUGUCCACCACCUUUGUUGGAUCAAGCCAGUGUGGUUGCUCUUUAAUGAAGCCGCUUCUAAGAUGCUAAUGAUCCUGGGAGUUUUAGCCUUUUGUUGCCUGCUGCUGCAGUGUUUGAACCAUUCCAGUAAGCCGGCAACUUUGCAGGGACAAGGACAGAGCGUGCAAAGCACGGAGGGAAAGUAGGAGUGUUUGUACCAUGAGUCUCUGCACACCCCUCAUCUUGGCUAUAGUAGACUGGACCACAGAUGGACACUGUACCGUGCAGAUUACUUCUUCCAGGAACUUGGACUGAGACCAAGAGACUCACAGCAUCCUCUUCUGGCUUUCUUGUCUACCAGCCCCUGGCAGAAAUCACCAUUUCUUCGGCGAAGGAAUGCUACUUUCCAAAAUCCUUUGGCAGAAUCUCCUAGAGAUUUGUUUUUCUGCUUCCUAAUUUAGAAAGUCUUCAAAGAAAAAAAAAAACUUGACAAAUUAAUGUGAGAAGAAACGAACUGUGAUUUAAUUUUGCAUUUCUUUCAUGAAAAGUUUA
Messenger RNA from Chlorocebus sabaeus (green monkey), 5851 nucleotides. Lineage: Eukaryota; Metazoa; Chordata; Mammalia; Primates; Cercopithecidae. The record is from RefSeq and is a predicted model, not a curated record.